AUGAGCAGGUUGCCUCAUCAAGUGCAGGGCAUUUUAGUUGCUCAAAAACAAGCUUCUCUGGAAGAUCUUGGGAAUUUAGCUGACAAACUUCACGAAAUUAAUCCCCAAUUAAUAUCGGCACACAAGGUCAGUGCUAUCGAUCAAUCUCUUGGUACAGCUUUAUCUGUGCCUUCGACCUCUAAUGAAAUUAAGAUGCUCCACCAGAAGGUAGACGAAUUAACCCGCAUCGUCGCUAGUCUCACAGCAGGCACGGUAAAAAUAAAUGUUACCAGAGCCGCAGUAUAA
Messenger RNA from Parnassius apollo (apollo), 285 nucleotides. NCBI's taxonomy places the organism in Eukaryota, Metazoa, Arthropoda, Insecta, Lepidoptera, Papilionidae. The record is from the annotation of a GenBank genome assembly.